UUAUGCUAAUGUAGCGCUCCACCUCAUAGCGAGGUUUGCGCGUGAAAAGAUGAGACAGACCCGCCCUACUGGUGUGUUACCGAACUGCCCCGUCUCUCCUCCCUCGGCUACAUGAUAUAUACGCGUUCUCUCCUAGCACGACUGCCAACUGUGUAGUAGCCUACUGUCCACAUACAGCGGAGGUCUGAAGGCUACACUCAGCAUCACUGGUCAGACAGCAUCACAGCAAAAUUGAUCAGUCCUUAGUCUUGGUGUGCAUGCAUUGAACGUUAUAAUAACCAUCAACUAGUUUUUUUAGGACAAAAUAACAGUUUUGUAGACUUAGUUUUAUAGCUAGAUAGAUAUUUGUUAAAUUUAUUCUUUACAAUGGAAGGAAACAGGAAAUUAAUCAGUCCCUUUCACCGACCACGGUGCCUGGCGGCGGCGGCGCCUGGGGGGAAAGCCAAAUUAACUCACCCAGGGAAGGCGAUUCUAGCAGGUGGUAUAGCAGGGGGUAUAGAGAUCUGUAUCACCUUCCCUACUGAGUAUGUGAAGACUCAGCUACAGCUGGACGAGAAGGCCAACCCUCCAAAAUACAGGGGCAUCGGUGACUGUGUAAAGCAGACGGUACAAGGUCACGGGGUGAGAGGACUGUACAGAGGACUCAGCUCACUGCUCUACGGAUCCAUACCCAAAUCAGCUGUCAGGUUUGGCGUGUUUGAGUAUCUCAGUAACCAUGCCCGUGAUGAGGCAGGGAAGUUGAACAGCACCAGGGGUCUGUUAUGUGGGCUUGGUGCUGGAGUCAUGGAGGCUGUAGUCAUAGUCUGUCCCAUGGAGACUGUCAAGGUUAAAUUCAUCCACGACCAGUCUUCAGCCAACCCCAAAUACAGAGGCUUCUACCAUGGAGUCAGGGAGAUCAUCAGAACCCAAGGUAUUAAGGGGACGUACCAGGGUCUGACGGCCACCGUCCUGAAGCAGGGCUCCAACCAGGCCAUCCGCUUCUAUGUCAUGACCUCCCUCAGGAACUGGUACAAAGGGGAUAACCCCAAUAAGGCUAUUAACCCUGUGGUGACGGGAACGUUUGGAGCCGUCGCAGGAGCAGCCAGCGUGUUUGGGAACACCCCCCUGGAUGUCAUCAAGACCAGGAUGCAGGGUUUGGAGUCUCAUAAGUACAAGAGUACGCUGGACUGUGCCUUGAAGAUCAUGAGACACGAGGGUGUACGAGCGUUCUAUAAGGGGACGGUUCCUCGGCUGGGUCGUGUGUGCCUGGAUGUGGCCAUCGUCUUCAUCAUCUAUGAGGAGGUGGUCAAGGUUCUCAACACGGUCUGGAAGACGGAGUGAAGGGGCAGAGCUGGAGCCUCUUCUGACCUCACUGGGCCAAACACGAUGUGACUGGACAACUGAGCCUUCUACCAGUCUGCGUCUCAAACAACACCUUAUUCCCUAUAUAUAGUAGUGUGCUACUUUUGACCCAUCAGGCUCCCAUCAGGCUCUGGUCAAAAGUAGGGCAUUGUGUAGGGAAUGGAGUGCCAUUUCAGACGCAUUCUACCCAUAACUGUACUCACCAGCUGAGCUGUAAGCGGAGGGAAAGCUGUCAUAUGAAUAAUAUCUAUUUGGACAUAGCCUACCUAUUUGGAUGCAGUGGUCACAAACCCUGGUCCCAGAGAGCUACAAAGUGUACAGGCUUCUGUUCCAUCCCUGCACUAACACACCUGAUUCUUCCAAACAAGGCCUCCAUGAGUUGAAUGAGGUGUAGCGCUAAACUGGGACAAAAUCCUGCACGUAAUGUCACUCUCCAGGACCUGGACUGAAGAACACUGAAAUAUAUAAUGUUUUUUUUAUUUUUUAUAUCUACAUAAAUUAAUUAAACUAUCAUAAUGAGUUAACUGUAUGGUAGUGGGUACCAUAUCAUCCCGAGUUAAAGCAUAGUGGUUCUGCCUUGACCUGAGGGUCUAGCUACAGUAACAGUUACAGUAGCAACUACAUGAAUUGUAACUUAUACCCACCCUCCUUUUGAGAAUUUAUUACCAACCCUUUUAUGCAAUCAUUUUACUUGUGUGAUAUGAUUUGUAUUUUUAUAAUGCAUAUUAUGGUUGACUAUUAAUGUUUAAUUGCUGAGUAUAUUGUUUUACUAAGUUCCAGAUGCCAAGCCCAUCCAGUAGCAAGCUGCCAAGUUGUGACAAAUUAUACUAAUUAUUGUCACAGUUCUACUGUAAUACCACUCACCCUUUUGGGCUGGCCAUGGCUAACGUCUUUUUCCUCAAGUGAAACGUAUACAUAGAGUAAUAUAUUCUUACCAAGAGAAGAGAAAAAUGGGUAAAUAAUAUAUAUUGAUUCAUAAUAUAUUGAUCAGUCUUUUCAAUGUACUUAUUGAAUGUUGAAUGUGUAGUAACGAGUCUCUGUUUGAGACACGCUGUUAUACUGUGCAGUGUUAUGUAUAGUUCUAACUAGGAAGCGAAUGCUUCAUGGUGUUAACAUUACAGUACUGUAUGGAUUGGGUGGGUGCAAGAGGUCACAGCAUUUUUUUUGUUCCUGUAUGGUAUAUCCACAGAUAGAACAAUGAGACAGAUAUUUCACUGGAUGUAUAAAUAUGAAGCAUCCACUUGGUGUUUCCAUUCACUACCAAAUAUGGUAGUGAGAGAAAGCCCACUGGCGCGCAGUGGUAGAAAAUGGAACGAGAUGGAUUAUGGCCUACAUUCUGCAAAUGUUCUCAUCCGAUGAAACAUUUGAUGUCAAUACAGUUUUCUUUUCCCAAAACUAUAACCUGUUAUGAAUAGAGUUGACUAAGUUUUGUAGACUUUAGCCAUUGUCAAAGUUUUUUAAAAUCGCGUUGUUUAGAAGGAAUGCAAAAGUCAUAUUGGUUAUCACACAAGCGAAUUUCACAGAGUAGGCGUUCCCUAACAGAAAUAUGCAGAUGUUUGCUAGAACGCUAGCUUGUGCUUGGCCCUGCCCACCUCCUUGCUUGUUCUGCCCACUAUGACUCAUAUGUUCCUAUCGGAAACGACAGGCUGUGGUCUCUUGGUUUAGUUAUAAAAAAUCUUUGGUAUAGCACUACUGCUCUCCAUUCGGGAUCAACCAUACAGUAACUCAGGUUCCCAGCUCAGAUUGCCUCCUGCCACAGAUGGUUGCAUUCCAGACAGUUCAGCAUUGUUCUAAGAUGGAAACUUGAGGGAACCUUCCCAUUCCAUUCACACACAUUCAUAUCAUUCUAGAGGCCUUUGUUGUCAAAAUGGCACCACAUGUAACAUAAUCCUUGACAUUAUGUUACAAAUGGUGCCAUUUCGGGGGUUGUUUUAGUUUUAACUUCAUGAGGAAAACAACCAUUUUGAAACCAUUACAAUUUUUUUUUUUUAUCAAUCUCAUCUGGAUUUUCAGGGUCUUGAUCAUAAAGUGUAUUUUGCCACAAUCCUCAAUUGCCAAAUGUUGUAGUCAUGGUAACAUAUGUAACACCAUUCUGAAUCUGCACAAAUAUCUGCCCUGACGAUUGUAGUCAAAUCUAUAACAAGAAAAUAUGGCUUUAUUUAGCAUCGGUGGAAUAGAAAAUGAAACGCAUUACUUUGCUUUUAGAGCCUUUGUGUUGUCAGUAACAGUAUACUGACUGUUUUGACUCUGCUUUUACAUAGUGUUGUAUAUACAACAUGUACUGUAAGGUAUGGGAGGCCUCAGUCUCCUCCUCACCAUAUACUGUCUAAAAUAUCAUAAUCUCACCAUCAAAAUUAAAUGGACGUCAUUACAAAUCUC
Messenger RNA from Oncorhynchus tshawytscha (Chinook salmon), 3720 nucleotides. Its product is annotated as tricarboxylate transport protein B, mitochondrial-like. The transcript has 9 exons. The record is from RefSeq and is a predicted model, not a curated record. The coding region runs from base 367 to 1320 and encodes 317 amino acids. Lineage: Eukaryota; Metazoa; Chordata; Actinopteri; Salmoniformes; Salmonidae. Gene Ontology annotation, biological process: mitochondrial citrate transmembrane transport.